AGGGCGAAUUGGUAAAACCCAACGGAUAAAUCAAGAUUACAUCGACAGCCGUUCCAAGUUUUUUGUCCGCCGGUGUUGGGUUCCCACAGAAUCGAUGGUAAUGGAAAUCUGGUUGGGAUGAUCAUAAAGGGGCUUUUCAAGAGGUAUGAGAGGUGGAACCCGGUGCAUCCUACUCUGGGAACCUUUUGGGGCAUGGGGAUCGGUAUCGGUUGCGGAGUCGGGUGGGGGCCAGGGUUUGGCCCGGAGGUCAUUGGGUAUGUUGGGGCAGGCUGCGGCGUAGGGUUUAGUGUUGGUUUUACGCUUGCUGGUAUUGGUGUCGGGCUUCCGAUGAACGGCAUGCAUAACGCUCCUACUACAAGUGAUAGUGGUUGGGACCUAGCAAGAUCCAGUGCCCUUGCGAGCAUGAAGGGUGUGCUUGGGGACGGUUGGAAUUACCUCGAACCUCAUGUAUCUUCUUUGAGAAAGGAAACCUCUGCAAGGCUCUCUAGCUUCAAGUUCAAUGCUUUGCUAGCCCCGGUUGAGCUUACCAAGAUUAAUGAGACACUGUCGAUUAAUAUUCAAUCAACAAUGAGAAGGCUAGAAACCUUCAAAGAACAGCAUUGGCCCCCAAGUCAAGGUUGGGAAGACUAACAUACUAAUUAUCAAGUUGAAUGCAGAGUAGUAUCUCUGAGGUCUUCGUUUCUCUGCGAAUUGCCGAAAGAUAUGUAUUCAAUCAUGCUUGUGGUGAUGCACGAGAGAAAAAAAGAAAUGUAUCUCAUAUUUCAAUUGAGAAUUGAGUUUGAAAGAAUGGGCUUGUAAUCACAAGGAAGUUAGAGAUGGUACAUUUUUAAGAGGUAUAUGACAUACCAGUAACUGGAGUAGUUGUGAUCAGAGCAGGCUUACUUGUUAAUAUGUUUGUAUAUCCUCAGCUUUGCGUUUAUAUGUCCUCAACUGUUGUUGGCAGUAUUUAUGUGAAUUAAGUUGUUUAAAAUUGGCACGCUA
This is a messenger RNA of Asparagus officinalis (garden asparagus), 981 nucleotides long. RefSeq names its product cadmium-induced protein AS8. Lineage: Eukaryota; Viridiplantae; Streptophyta; Magnoliopsida; Asparagales; Asparagaceae. The transcript is spliced from 4 exons. Bases 118 to 630 code for a protein of 170 amino acids. The record is from RefSeq and is a predicted model, not a curated record.